GUCGUCGUCGGUCCCAGUUGUUCCGUGCGUCUCGACCGCGACCUAAGCGGGAAAACCGGCAAGAUAGGGGAGCACGAGGCACGAGACGCGUGUGUACUGCUCUUCGGGGAAUUUUUCUCAAGUAGAAAUUUUUUUGACGCUUGUGAUUUCUUUUUGGUGCGGUGUAAUGGAACUGUCCGGACGGUUGGCUGAGUGGCAAAAUGAUCUAUAAUAAUCAUACAGUAUCAGCCAUGAAGAAUACCAAUUAGAGAAACCACAAUGAAUGAUUUUCCGACGUUUAGUGAAGUGGUGACGGAACCGUCGACCAAUGAAACAGAUUUCGACCACAUUGCCAACAACACUUCGAUCUACUCAAUCUCUUUGGACAAAACGUGGCCACCUUUCGCGUGGACGCUAUGUUUUCUGAUUGUGCUCAAAUCGACGGUGAUGGCAUUGAUAAUUGUGGCCGCGUUGUUCGGUAAUCUGCUGGUGAUCGUAUCGGUUAUGCGUCACAGAAAACUGAGAGUGAUCACCAACUAUUUCGUCGUCAGUUUGGCGCUGGCCGACAUGUUGGUCGCCAUUUGGGCGAUGUGCUUCAAUUUCAGCGUCGAAUUAACCGGUGGCAUUUGGAUCUUCGGCUACUUCAUGUGCGACGUUUGGAACAGUCUGGACGUCUACUUCUCCACCGCUUCCAUCCUCCAUCUCUGUUGUAUCAGCGUUGACAGGUACUAUGCAAUCGUUCAGCCCUUGGACUACCCGCUAAUAAUGACCAACCACCGACUGGUGAUGAUGUUGGCUGUGGUUUGGUGCAGCCCGGCACUGCUGUCGUUCCUACCGAUCUUCAUGGGGUGGUACACCACUAGCGAUCAUCUCGAGUUCCGCAGGAGGAACCCGCAACUGUGUCAGUUCACCGUGAACAGGACUUAUUCGGUCAUAUCGUCCAGUGUCAGUUUCUGGGUGCCGGGAAUGGUCAUGAUCUUCAUGUACUACAGGAUCUACGUCGAGGCCGACCGCCAAGAACGGAUGCUGUACAGGAGUAAAGUGGCUGCGGCCCUGCUGAACAAACACCUGCAGAUCAACGGGAUUUCGGCCGGUUUGACGUCGUUAAGGCAAUCGGUCGAUGGUGAUUUGGAGGGCGAGAAACAUCAGGAUCCGGGAACCAGCAGCAAGAUGCGUAGGGAACGGAAAGCCGCCCGGACGCUCGGCAUCAUCGUUUCCGCUUUCCUCGCAUGCUGGCUACCGUUUUUCUUAUGGUACGUAAUAACAGCGAUCUGCGGACCGAAGGUGUGCUACAGCCCGCCUUGGGUUGUGACCCUCGUGUUCUGGGUCGGCUACUUCAACUCGGCCCUGAACCCGCUCAUCUAUGCCUACUUCAACCGCGAAUUCAGGGUGGCGUUCAAGAAAACGUUGCAGAGCUGCUGUCAAAUCACCUCGAAGCUGGUGUGCUGGAAGUGGAGGGCGCAUCGCGAGCCCCAUCUGAACUACAGCAACGCGUCAAGCGAGAUGCACUGCAACAAUUUCUUGAGGACAGAUCUGAGGGCGGAGGCGAUCGCUCAACGGUUCAGUCACAAUAUAUCCGAGAACGAGGUCAUCAAUUUGCAGAGCGAGGCUGUCAUUUAAAUUUAAGGUCUGAAAUAACUGAAAAAACAACAUAUAUCAACUCAACGUGUGUAUACAUAUUUACCGAUGCUCAACAACGUGUUUAAUUUUAAUUUGUACAUUUAUAAAUGAGGUAUUGUGUAAUUUUUAUGUUCGUUCACUUUAUACUUCAAAAGUUAUGGCAUUGUGCACUCGUUUCUACCAAAGCAUCGAUUUGGUAACUGAUAAAUAUCAUUUAUCUAAUUGUAGAUUGAAACUAAGAAAAGUUGUUGACAAUUAAAAACUGAAUAAUGACCAAUUAAAAUAAUUAAUUAACAA
Molecule: messenger RNA, 1896 nt
Organism: Aethina tumida (small hive beetle)
Lineage: Eukaryota; Metazoa; Arthropoda; Insecta; Coleoptera; Nitidulidae
Product: octopamine receptor beta-1R-like
Exons: 6
Coding region: 259-1599 (446 amino acids)
Biological process (GO): adenylate cyclase-activating adrenergic receptor signaling pathway
Cellular component (GO): membrane
Molecular function (GO): octopamine receptor activity
Source: RefSeq, a predicted model, not a curated record